Molecule: messenger RNA, 1134 nt
Organism: Ambispora leptoticha
Lineage: Eukaryota; Fungi; Glomeromycota; Glomeromycetes; Archaeosporales; Ambisporaceae
Source: the annotation of a GenBank genome assembly
AUGUCAAUUAGCUCUUCAUUCACUCCCUACCUUCCAAAGGAAUAUUUUUUAAGAAAGAAAAGAAAUGGCGAGGACAAAAGUAAAGCUCCGAAUGGAUUUUUAAUAUUUCGAGCAUGCACCGUAGCAAAAUGGAAAGAUUUAAACUUUCAAAUGGGUGACGCUCGUAACAUUUCUCGUCUUGCUAGCGAUGAAUGGAAAAGGUUACCUAAACACGAAAAAGAGAACUACAAAAAGUUUUCGAACGAAAUAAAAAAGUCUUUGCCACUUAAACCUUCUAAAGUCAACUAUAAAAACCUAAACGAGAAGGAAUGCAAAUCCUACCAAAAUUAUGCUCUUCAUCCCGGCUAUCAAGAUGUAACCACACAAAAUCAUAUCCUCCAGUUUCACGCUACCAGUUAUCAAGACGGAUCCAUACAAAAUCACGCUCUUCAAUCUAAUCACUCCUCCGAACAUCAAGACGAAUCCAUACAAAAUUCUGUUCCUCAGUUUGAAGACGUAUUCUCACAAAACCUUGCUCUUCAGUCCGUUUACCCUGACAAUUAUCGAAACGAUUCCACACAAAAUCUUGCUUUUCAAUUUGAUUACUCCUCCAAUAAUCAAACUGAAUUCACGCAAAACCCUCCUCUUCAGCUUAAUCAUUCUUCUAGUUGUCAAGACGAAUGGAUACAAAAUCCCGCUCUUCAGAUUGAUCAUCCGAACAUCAAGACGAUUCCACACAAAGUCACGCUCUUCAGUUUUAUUACACUUCCAAUUAUCAAAACGACCCCACAAAAAUCAAUCUCUUCAAUUUACUCACCAUCCGAAAAUCAAGACGAAUCCAUACAAAAUCCUACUUUUCAGUUUAAUUACGCCAAAAUGAAUUCACACAAAAUCUUUUACUUUCAGUCUCAAGUAGGAGGAGAUUUCGAUAAUGAACACUAUUUUGAAAUUAUCGAAUAUGGGCAAAAAGAAAACGCCUAUAAGUUGCACAAAAUGUUAACUUUUAGUAAUACUUUGACUAGAGAUCUAAAUUUUUUACCAUCAUAUAAUUACAUAAAUAAUAUUAAAAAAGCGCCACUAUUACUUUUGCCAGGACUUAUAAUUAAUAAUAAUAGUUAUGAUUAUGAAGCAACACCUGCACUUUCUGCACAUUAA